AUGCAGCGGCUGCUGGGCCAGGGCGGUUCUCCCGCGCCCAGGACCCGCGGCACCGCGGCAAUGUCUCUGCCGGGGAGCAGACGCUCGUCCACCGGAUCACGAAGGCGCCCCUCGCCCCCCGGGAGGGACACCUACGGCACCUCCUCGCUGAGCAGCAGCAGCAAUUCUGGCUCCUGCAAGGGCAGCGACAGCAGCCCCACCCCAAGGCGCUCGGCCAAGUACAACCUCUGCAGCGACAACCAUGGGAUAAAGCCGCCGACACCGGAGCAGUACCUGACGCCCCUGCAGCAGAAGGAGGUCUGCAUCAGGCACCUGAAAGCUCGCCUGAAGGACACGCAGGAGCGGCUGCAGGACAGGGAUGCUGAGAUCGAGGACCUGAAGACGCAGCUGUCGCGGAUGCAGGAGGACUGGAUCGAGGAGGAGUGCCACCGCGUGGAGGCCCAGCUGGCGCUGAAGGAGGCCCGCAAGGAGAUCAAGCAGCUGAAGCAGGUCAUCGACACGGUGAAGAACAACCUGCUGGAGAAGGACAAGGGGCUCCAGAAGUAUUUUGUGGACAUCAACAUCCAGAACAAGAAGCUGGAGACGCUGCUGCACAGCAUGGAGGUGGCGCAGAACGGGGCGCUGAAGGAGGACGGGGCUGGCGAGUCGGCUGGGGGGUCCCCGGCUCGUUCCCUCACCCGCAGCUCCACCUACACCAAGCUGAGCGACCAGGGGGCCGGGGACCGCAACGUGGGGGGCUCACAGACCAUCUCGCUGGACGAGGGGGCCGACAGUGGCUUCGUGGGGGCGGAGGAGGCUCCCGGCCAUACGGACCCGCUGGAGGGGGGAGGCGAGCCCGGCGCCCGCCUGCCCCCCAGCUCUACCUAUGAGAAGCUGCUGGGGCUGCGGGGCGGCGUGGAGGCCGGGGUGCAGGCCAGCUGCAUGCAGGAGCGGGCCAUCCAGACGGACUUCGUGCCCUGCCAGCCCGACCUGGACACCAUCCUGGAGAAGGUGAUGAAGUCCCAGGCUUGCAGCUUAGGCAGCCCCACCUCAGCCUGGGUCUCCGAAAUGGAAGACAUGGUGCCCGGCCCCGAGCUCUCCAACCCUGGCGGGGCCACGGACCUGCUGGUGGCCGAGCCCGACGGCGCAACAGCGGGUGCCGGCGCCGAGGAGGGUGCCCCCUGCAACCCGGCGAUCCUUUAUCCUGGAGGAGGGAAAGGACCGUUGCUGGAAGAGAGGUGCCAAGCGGCGACGCGGGACGUGGCACCAAGCGGCACGCUGCGACCCCCUGCCUGA
Nipponia nippon (crested ibis) is the source of this 1275-nucleotide messenger RNA. NCBI's taxonomy places the organism in Eukaryota, Metazoa, Chordata, Aves, Pelecaniformes, Threskiornithidae. The record is from RefSeq and is a predicted model, not a curated record.